Messenger RNA from Linum trigynum, 1256 nucleotides. The record is from the annotation of a GenBank genome assembly. Lineage: Eukaryota; Viridiplantae; Streptophyta; Magnoliopsida; Malpighiales; Linaceae.
UACAUGCGUCAACUUCCCAUUCGAAUUAUUCUCGCAACAACCAAUUUAAUUUGUGAUUUUUGAAAUUUAAAAAAUCGAGUCAAACUAAAAGUUCAUCAUAUUACAUUAUUUUAUUUUGUCUUAUUAGUUUACUUCGAACCUACUCUGUCUCGAUUUGCCCCUCUCAUCCUCCACCCACAGAUUAGGAAUUCCUAAUCCAACUCGGACUCAGAAAAAGCGCGCACCCAUAUAUCUACGGCUCUUAAAAAGGUCAAAGAAGCACCCCAUAUUCCUACAUUCCCAAAUCUUCCGAUCCCAAUUUCACUAAUUUUCAAUUCUCCCAUUCCCCUGUUCUCACGUCUUUCCUUUCUCCCUCAAAACAAUGUCAGCCGCCCAUUACCAUUGCGCGGCAUGGCUGUCGGACGACGACGACGACAGCAGCAACAACGCCGACGACCACGAACAACACCGUUUCCACGAUUCCCGGCUGCCGCCGGCGGCGGCUGGACCCGUGUUCUUGAUCCAGCUGUUCGCCCGGAUCAUCCCGCAGGACCUCGACCCGGGUCAAGAAGAAUCCGAAAUCCCCACAAUCCACAAGCAUUUCCGGGUCCCCAGGGACCACCUGCUCCGCGAUCCGACCUCCUGGUCGACGAUAGUCGCCCGACUGCUGGAGAUGGAAAUCCCCGCCGAGGCCCACCCGAUUGCCAUCGCCAGGAUCCACGAGUGCGCCCAGGAGUAUUGGGGAACCCGAUCGAAUCGCCAAGUCGUCACGAUGACCGUGCAAAUCAGCAGCUCGAGCCAGGAAUAUAUGGGAAGAAUUAGUAGUUCAGGCAGGCCGGAAGCAACGAGCGAGUCGGCCGUCGAGGAAUUGGAGAAGGUCUGGAUUGGAAGAGAUGGUGAAACGAAGUCUUGCGUGAUAUGUUUGGAUGAGAUUCGGGUCGGAUCAGAAGCGACCCGGAUGCCCUGUUUUCAUCUUUACCACGGCGGUUGCAUCAGGAGUUGGCUCCGGAAGAGCCGAUUCUGUCCUCUCUGUCGCUUUCAGAUGCCUUCGUCUGUUGAGUUUUAGGAUUCUCUCUAGUUUUUUUCAUUUUGCAUUUUCUUCUUCGUUGUUUUGUAAAGGAAGGAAAAUCAAAUACGUUUUGGUCGUUGUAACUAACUGGAUGCUCGACCAUCCAUCGCUAGGUAAAGCAUCUCAACAGGCACACUGGAGAAACUAUCGAAUCAUGCCAACAAAUAGUUUCGUUAUGCUUUUUUUCUAAUCAAGGUCUUAGAACGAU